This is a messenger RNA of Chaetomium globosum CBS 148.51, 3183 nucleotides long. RefSeq lists its product as uncharacterized. The record is from RefSeq and is a predicted model, not a curated record. The coding region runs from base 1 to 3183 and encodes 1060 amino acids. NCBI's taxonomy places the organism in Eukaryota, Fungi, Ascomycota, Sordariomycetes, Sordariales, Chaetomiaceae. Gene Ontology annotation, molecular function: ATP hydrolysis activity; ATP binding; DNA clamp loader activity. The transcript is spliced from 5 exons. Gene Ontology annotation, biological process: DNA replication; DNA repair. Gene Ontology annotation, cellular component: DNA replication factor C complex; nucleus.
AUGCCAGACAUUCGCAACUUCUUCACUUCCAAGAGCGGUGCUCCCCCGCCGAAACCUGCAGCCAAGAAGGAGGAAGAGCCAAAAAAGGCCCGCGGUAAAGGACGUAAGGUGAUUGAAGACAGCGACGAAGACGAGGUUGUCGAGACGAAGAAGCCGACCAGGUCCACACCUCGCAAGAAGGCAGCAGCCCGUACCGAGGUGGAUGGCGAAGAAACCACUGCUGCCAAAUACUUUGCGUCGUCCAAACCGAAGCCCGAUACCACAAAUACCACCCCAAAGCCUGCAUCCAAGACCCGUCUGACCCCUGGCGUCGAAGUCCGCGUGAGCCCCCGAACCAAACCAGCGGCAGCAAAACUAGUACCGGAACCAGCCAAGAAGAAGCCCAUUACCGCUUACAAGAAGCACGAUCGGGACGAUGACGAUGCCUUUUUGGACGACGAUGAGGAUGCCGGGGAUGACAUUUUCGCAGCGGAUGUGAAGGGUGGCAACAAACGAAAGAACGACGAGUAUGUCGAAGAAGACAGCGAGGAAGACUUCCUUCCCAAGCCCAAGCGAGUAGCUUCUCGAGCCGGUAAGCCUGUCAGGGCUGAAUCCGACCAGGAAGCUGAGCCGACCCCAAAAACGACAGCCAAGAAAGGGCCGGCCAGGAAACGCAAAACCCCGACUUCGGACAGUGAGGAGGACGAGGAGGAUAUCAAGCCCGCAAAGAAGGCCGCCCCGGCCAAACCACGUGCCCCAAGGGCCAAGAAACAGCCCGAGCCCGAGGCCGACGAUAUCAAGGCCAUUCUCGAUAACCUUCCCACCGUCCAAGCACCUGACGCUCCGGCGCCUGACCCGACCGCCAAGUUUGACUGGCGGAAAGCGGGGCCAGGGGGCGGGAAUUCCGGUCCGCCGCCAAUGGCCGGCGCUGUCGAUAUCCCCGAAGGCGAGGACGACUGUCUUGUGGGUAAAAGCUUUGUUUUUACCGGCCUUCUCAAAACUAUCAGCCGUGAAGAAGGACAAGCCCUUGUUAAGCGUUAUGGCGGCAAGGUCACAGGCGCACCAAGUAGCAAAACCGAUUUUGUUGUCCUUGGAGACGAUGCUGGCCCCAGCAAACUCCGGAAGAUCAAGGAGCACGGGAUUAAAACGAUUGACGAGGAGGGCUUGUUCUACCUCAUCAAAACGAUGCCUGCGCACGGCGGUAGUGGCAAGGGCGCCGAGAAGGCCAAACAAAAGCAGGAGGCAGAAGAGAAAAAGAUUCGAGACGAAGCAGCCCGGAUGGAGAAGGAAGAACAAGCUCGCAAGGCAGAGGCUGAGAAGGCAGCGAAGAAAGCCGCUGCAGCGCGCGGAGCCCCCCCCCCUGCGCCAACUCGGGUAUUAUCCCAGCUGUGGACAACCAAGUACGCACCCACGCAGCUUAACCAGAUCUGCGGCAACAAGGCGAACGUCGAGCGGAUCCAGGGCUGGCUUGACAAAUGGGCGAUGCACCGCAAGUAUAACUUCCAGAAAAGGGGUGCGGAUGGCAUGGGCGGCUACAGGGCCAUCAUUAUCUCUGGACCACCCGGUAUUGGUAAAACAACGGCUGCCCACCUCGCGGCCAAGCUCGCAGGAUAUGACGUGCUCGAGAGCAACGCUAGCGACACACGCAGCAAGAAGCUUGUUGAGAACGGCGUCAGCGAUGUGCUCAAUAACACGUCGCUGAUGGGCUACUUUGCAGCCGACGGCAAGCAAAUCGACGCUGGAAAGAAGAAGAUUGUCCUCGUCAUGGACGAGGUUGACGGCAUGUCUGCCGGUGAUCGCGGCGGCGUUGGGGCCCUUGCUAAGUUCUGCAAGAAGACCGAGGUACCCCUAAUUCUAAUCUGCAACGAGCGCAGGUUGCCCAAGAUGAAACCUUUCGAUCACGUUGCCUUCGAUGUCAAAUUCCAACGCCCGACGGUCGACCAGAUCCGGUCCCGGAUCAUGACCAUCUGUCAUCGGGAAGGUCUGAAGAUGCCGCCUCAGGUUAUCAACGCACUCAUCGAAGGGAGCGGCAAGGACAUCCGCCAGAUAAUCAACAUGUUAUCCACCGCCAAGCUCGAUCAGACAACCAUGGACUUCGACCAAAGCAAGGCGAUGACCAAGGCCUGGGAGAAGCACGUUGUCUUGAAGCCUUGGGACAUCUGCCAGAAGAUGAUUGGAGGAGGUCUUUUUGGCCCGGCCAGCAAGGCGACGUUAAACGACAAGAUCGAGCUCUACUUCCACGACCACGAAUUCAGCUUUUUGAUGAUUCAAGAAAACUACCUGCGGUCGAAGCCGGCGGCACUAACCGGGAAGAACUACAAUGCCAGGGCGGCACUAACCGGGAAGAACUACAAUGCCAGGAUUCAGAACCUCAAGUACCUCGAGCUUGUUGAUCAGGCAGCUGAGAGCAUCAGUGACGGAGAUCUAGUCGACCGCAUGAUCCACGGUCCGCAGCAGCACUGGAGCCUGAUGCCCACACACGCAGUCUUCAGCACUGUCAGGCCAGCAAGCUUCAUCGCCGGUAUGUUCACCGGUCAGACCGCAUUCACAUCAUGGCUUGGCAACAACAGCAAGACUGGAAAGCUCGGUCGCUUCGUCCGCGAAAUCCAAUCCCAUAUGCGUCUCAGGACGUCGGGCGAUCACAACGAGAUCCGGCAACAGUAUCUGCCUGUGCUCUGGCACCAGCUGGUCAAACGGUUGGAGGCCGAGGGCAAGGAUGUCGUCCCAGACGUCAUCGAGCUCAUGGACAGCUACUACCUCACCCGAGAGGACUUUGAUAGUAUCAAAGAACUCGGUGUGGGGUACCAGUCGGAGGACUUGAUUAACAUUGACACGCAGACCAAGUCGACAUUCACCCGGAUGUACAACGCGGCAUCGCAUCCUGUGCCCUUCAUGAAAGCUAGCAACAUGGACGUGGCCGUGGCCGCGAAGAAGACUGACAAGGAUGUGCCCGACUUGGAGGAGGCUAUUGAGGAAGAGGACGAGAACGACGUUGCCGAACCCGCUGAAGUUGACGAGGAAGAAGAACUCGACCUCAAGAAGGACAAGUACAUCAAGCAGCCCAAGGCCAAGGGCGGGAAAAAGACAGUUAAGAAGCCGGCCAAAGCUGCGGAUGACGACGACGAGGAUGGCGGCAGCAGUAAGCCGUCGAAAGCCAAGGCGAAGCCGGCGGCUAAGGGCAGAGGACGACCGAAGAAAGCUUAG